This is a messenger RNA of Esox lucius (northern pike), 2427 nucleotides long. RefSeq lists its product as uncharacterized. The transcript is spliced from 2 exons. The coding region runs from base 397 to 1959 and encodes 520 amino acids. Gene Ontology annotation, molecular function: GTP binding. The record is from RefSeq and is a predicted model, not a curated record. Lineage: Eukaryota; Metazoa; Chordata; Actinopteri; Esociformes; Esocidae.
UUAGAUAAUUGCAUUAAUGAGAAAUUGAACUGGUGUUCCUAAUAAUCCUUUAGGUGAGUGUACAUUGAAUUACCAAAGGGUCCUAGACUAGAACAGUACAACAAUUCAUAAAGCCCAUGUUCCACCUUCCACAACUGCCUUCCUUUAAUAUUCCCCCGGUCAAUGUGGGCCCAACAAAGAUUUCCAAACGUGGCUACCCUCCCAUGUGCUAAUAAGGCGUGCAAAUGACAAACUAUGCACUCUGCACUCAAUAUUGUAUGGUCUACACUGCAACCAAGUAUAAAGGGGAAACACUACAAACUAUCAAAUGCUAUAUGUUCUUUAUUUACAGAAAUGAAUCCUGUUAACACCUGUCACCUGUAUCUUAUUUGGGUGGAACACAACUAAAAUACCAUCAUGGAAUUCAAGGACACAUCAUCAAAAGUAAAAAACAUGAUUCCACAAAGUCAUCUUAUAAAUAGAGGACCUCCUGCAAGAUAUCAACUAGAAACAAAGAAGAUGAGUCUGGAUAAUAAUGAUAAACUCAGAAGAUGUACAUUUCUAGAGAAAGAUCCCUUUAUGAUGAACAAAACUAUUCUGCUGGUAGGAGAGACUAGUACAGGGAAGUCCACUCUGAUUAAUGCCAUGGUCAAUUAUGUCCUGGGGGUUAAGAUGGAGGACAAAGUCUGGUUUGAGAUCACUGAAGAGGAGACAACAGGUCAGACUGAAAGUAAAACUACAAGAGUAACUGUAUAUGAGAUAUUUGGAUAUGAAGGCAGGAGAGUCCCCUACUCUCUCACCAUUAUCGACACUCCAGGAUUUGGAGACACAAGAGGAAUCGAAAAAGACAACAUGAUCGCUGAAAAAUUGUUUCAGUUGUUUAGGUCUGAUAAAGGGAUUCAUCAAAUUGAUGCUGUUGGUUUAGUCAUAAAGGCAGCAAUGAAUCGUCUCAGUGACAGACAACAGUACAUCUUUGAUGCAGUUUUGUCUUUAUUUGGCAAAGAUAUGGAAAAAAACAUUGUGGCCUUUAUCACACACUCUGAUGGAAUGGCCCCAAAGAAUGCGCUAGAAGCCAUUACUGCAGCAAAGGUUCCCUGUGCCAAGAAUGAGAAGAAUCAUCCUGUACAUUUUGUGUUUAAUAAUGUUCAGAGUGAACCCAAUGAUGAGAAAUAUGAUCACUAUCAGGAACAGGCCUGGAAUCAAGGAUUAAAAUCCAUGGAAAAGUUGUUUACUUAUUUGAAUAACAUUGAAACAAAGACUGUUAAGAAGACGGAAGGAGUACUGAGAGAACGCAAACAGCUGGAAGCUGUAGUUGGCAACUUACAGGAACUGAUAAAAGAGAUUGAAGUAAAGCAAAAGGAAAUCAAGGACACUCAAAAUGCCCUGGAGAAACACAAGAAUGAAAUGGAGGAAAACAAGAAUUUCUCAUAUGAAGUUGAGGAAAUCUACAAAGAUAAAAUCUCAGUAGAUACAUUAAGGAAUUGGUUUCUUUACAACAACGGAGCGACCAUCUGUACAGUCUGUGAGGAGAACUGUCACUAUCCAGACUGCUGGUGGGUUUCUGAUCUCUCCUGGUGCAGUGUGAUGAAGAACAACCACUGUACUGUGUGUACUAAUAAAUGCCACUUCACCAAGCAUGUCAAGGGAAAUGAAAAGUAUGAUCUCAAGACCAGGAUGGUUACCAGGACAUAUGAAGAGUUGAAAUACAAGUAUGACAUCAGUGAGAAAGGUGUUGGGGAGAAAGAGAAUGUGCUCAUCAGACUUCAGAAGGAACUGGAGGAGCUCACAAACAAGAAGACCUCACUUGUGGAGGAAUCCUACCAGUGUCUCAUCAUACUGGAAGAGAUUGCCUUGAAGGCCAUCUCACUGUCCACUGCCAAACAUCUGGACUUCCUGAUUAAGAGGAUGACGGAGACAGGAGACAUGGAGAAGGUUAAGAAACUGGAGGAGCUGAGUAGGAACACAAGGAAGGGUAUUUGAGGAGAAUGGCAAAUUACGUCAUGGGAAUAAAAAAAUCUGAAAUAAAACAAGAAAUUUGUAUUUUUAACUAAAAGAAGAAAAAUACUUUAACAACACAAUAUAAAAAUCACAAUUGUCAGCAGUGAGGAAUGCAGGCAUGUUAUAAGAUUGACAUUGUCAAUGUUGAUGAUGAGCUUGUCCAGAGUCUAUUAAAUCUAAUCCAGGUCAGAAGCAUGACCAGAUGGACAAGGACAGGGACAACCGGGUGGAGGGGGCUGGAAAUGUCAGGCAUCGUCUUGAUCUGCUACACAGCCAGGAGGACUUCGGACAGUGGCAGCAAUGAAUGGAUUGCAUGAAUGGAUCACUCUGUUUUUGUAAUUAUUAUUUUGUGUCUUUUUUUAGGAUGACUGUAUUUACUCACCUGAAAAUGAGACUACAGCCUCAAUGUGAUUUUCCCUAUCUAAUUUAUGUAUAAAAUAUUAUACCAUG